Messenger RNA from Microdochium trichocladiopsis, 1752 nucleotides. RefSeq lists its product as uncharacterized. The record is from RefSeq and is a predicted model, not a curated record. The transcript has 9 exons. Gene Ontology annotation, biological process: nuclear-transcribed mRNA poly(A) tail shortening; regulation of DNA-templated transcription. Bases 180 to 1481 code for a protein of 433 amino acids. NCBI's taxonomy places the organism in Eukaryota, Fungi, Ascomycota, Sordariomycetes, Xylariales, Microdochiaceae. Gene Ontology annotation, cellular component: P-body; CCR4-NOT core complex.
GCCAUUUUGAGUGGGCAGCAGGAUCGCCAUUAUCCCACCACCUCCUCAACGACACACAACCGAGACGCCCUGGCCACAGCGCAACCCCAGCCGGCCGCGACCAUCACCAGACACACCACACCCGACGACGGCAGCCCCGACGAGCCCUUCCCCGGAGCGCUCAAUCCAGCCAGCCGACCAUGAACCGACCAGGACCCCAGAACAUGCGAGGGAUGCCGGCAGGCUUCGGUGCCCAACAGCAGCAAGCGGCGCAACAGUCUGCGCGGACAGUGAACAACAGAUUACCGAACGGCAAAAUGACCAACAACGGUAGCAACAACAGCGCAGGUGGCGCUGGUUGGGCCUUCGGUGUCGGUAUGCCGAUGGGUGGAAACGUCACCGCAGCUCAGAACGCGGCACGGCAACUGGGUGGCAGCCUAAGCUUCGCUCAGAGCUUGAGCGGCUCGCAGCCAGCCGCGCCUCUGGAUCUCUCGGAUUUCCCAUCUUUGUCGAGCAAUGCGCAACAUCCCAGCGCGAGUCAACCAUCAAUGUGGUCAGCAAGCGGCGUGAGAAAUAUGCCAGCAGUGCAACGGAAUCAGCCCACGCCGAUAUCCUCGCAGCAGGGAGGUUUCAACAACCAGGGGACGGCGACACCAACAGGGUCAAGAACAGGGAAUGGACUGCUCAACGCGUUAAACUCCAACAACAGGCCAGAUCCUCGUUCCCCGGACAACAACUCCACGUCUGAUAAUUCAAGGCCAUCAGACGCGAGGAGCGUACGUGCUAAUGAUGAGCCUCGGUCAAAGCCCCCGGGAUUCCGUGACGAAAAUCUGCCCUCGCAUUCUUCCCCACAAGACUCCCCAGCGGACAACCGACAUCCCUUGGGCGCAAUCGGCUCUGUGGACCCCUUGGCCGUCAAGGAGCAAGAUGACUCGUCCUUCCCAACCCAACCAGGCCCAGACCCUCUGAGUGGAAUGACUGAGAUCGACAAAUGGGGCAUCAAAGGACUGCGGACUCUGAUGCAUAACUUCCCGGACUACAGUUCGCUGGUCACUGGGAUGGAUCCCCAAACAUUUGGGCUGGAUCUUGCGACACCUGCUCCUAUCUCAUCACAAAUCUACUCGCUAUGGAACGAUGCCCCGCCACGGCCACCGAUUCCUGAUCAUCGCCUGCCUGAGUGCUACAAAGUCAACAACGUCCAGCCAUUGCAAGCCAAGAUCAGCAGCUUCAACGAAGAGACCUUGAUGUGGAUCUUCUACAGCUGCCCCGGCGAUGUUUCGCAGCAGCAAGCCGCGCAAGAACUGAACAACCGGAACUGGCGCUGGCAUAAGAAACUAAAGAUUUGGCUCACCAAGGACGAUAUUAUGCAGCCUCGGCAGCUUAGCGGUCUGCACGAGGAAGGCUACUAUAUCAUCUGGAAUACCAAGGAAUGGCGCAAGGAACGGCGCACUCUUGUACUAUACUACGAGGAUUUGGAGACACUGAGCCAGAACCCUGUAUGAGCUUUCAACGAUGACGCCUCCAUGAGUGGAUGCGAGGCAACAAUGCGGUCUCCUCGACGAGACCUGUGCGGCGAUCUCAAGAUUACGGCGUCGUGGCAUUGGCCAACAUGGCACCUCUUGCGCUGGUUGCCGGUAGGAGGAGAGUGUUUGAUGGUGGGCAGUGUCUUGACGGCCCAAAGUUAUUUCGCAGGCCACAAGGCUGAUAGCGCGUGUUCGCACGCGAUGUCCUCCCUUUGGCCAUUACAGGAAUGUCAUAUCAUUCUGUGCUGCG